AUGGCACAAAGUGACUCCGGCACCAUCGGAAUAAACUACGGCCGUGUGGCUAACAACCUCCCAUCGCCACCGCAGGUGGUGCAACUCCUUAAAGCGCAAGGUCUAACCAAAGUGAAGCUCUAUGACACAGACUCCACUGUUUUGACCGCCUUUUCAGGCUCUGGCAUCUCCGUCACGGUGGCGCUCCCUAAUGAACAACUUGCCUCCGCCGCCGCUAGCCAGUCCUACACUGACAACUGGGUCCAGACCAACAUCAUCCCUUACUACCCUAAAACCCUCAUCGACGUCAUUGCCGUUGGUAAUGAAGUCUUUGUAGACCCCAAAAACACCACAGUAUACCUCGUACCAGCCAUGAAAAAUGUUUACGCAUCACUUUCAAAGUACAACGUCGCUUCGAAUAUCAAAGUCUGCUCCCCUUUAGCAUUAAGUGCACUCCAAUCUUCAUACCCUUCUUCGUCCGGAUCAUUCAAAUCGGACCUUAUUGAACCCGUGAUCAAACCCAUGUUGAGUUUUCUAAAACAAACGGAUUCUUAUCUCAUGGUCAAUGCUUAUCCGUUUUUCGCCUACAUAGCAAAUACAGACACCAUUUCUUUAGACUACGCCAUGUUCAGGGAUAACAAAGGCGUAACUGACCCGAACAACGGGCUCGUGUAUAAAAGCCUGCUCGAGGCCCAAAUUGACGCCGUUUUUGCAGCCAUGAACGCUUUGGGAUUCAAUGAUCUGAAAAUGGUGGUUUCUGAAACUGGAUGGCCUUCAAAUGGAGAUGAAAAUGAAGUUGGCGCAACUCCGGUCAAUGCCGCGGCGUAUAACGGUAACCUAGUGCGCAGAGUACUCACUGGUAGUGGGACCCCAUUGAGGCCCGAUCAGCCUCUUAACGUCUAUUUAUUUGCCCUCUUCAAUGAAAACCAGAAGACCGGGCCCACUUCUGAACGUAACUACGGGCUUUUCUACCCGAAUGAAAAGAAAGUCUAUGAUAUACCACUCACACAAGAAGGUUUAAAGAAUCAGCCCACGAUGAACAAUGGGAGCAAGAAUCAAGUUCCGGCAGCGGCAGCGCCACCACCAAGUGGGGAUGGUUCAGUCGGUAAUGCCGCGGAGACAUGGUGUGUGGCCAACGGUGAGGCCGGGGAGAAAAAGUUGCAGGAUGCACUAGAUUAUGCUUGUGGUCAAGGAGGGGCUGAUUGCCAUCCGAUUCAAGAGGGUGCUACAUGUUACGAUCCUAACACUCUCGAGGCUCAUGCAUCUUAUGCAUUCAACAGUUACUAUCAAAAGAACGCUAGAAAAAGUGGUACUUGUGAUUUCGGUGGCGCGGCUUACCUAGUCACUCAAUCUCCUAAAUUUGGCAAUUGCGAGUUCCCCUCGAGAUACUAA
Messenger RNA from Fraxinus pennsylvanica, 1371 nucleotides. NCBI's taxonomy places the organism in Eukaryota, Viridiplantae, Streptophyta, Magnoliopsida, Lamiales, Oleaceae. The record is from the annotation of a GenBank genome assembly.